Molecule: messenger RNA, 1257 nt
Organism: Kazachstania africana CBS 2517
Lineage: Eukaryota; Fungi; Ascomycota; Saccharomycetes; Saccharomycetales; Saccharomycetaceae
Gene: MAP2
Product: methionine aminopeptidase
Exons: 1
Coding region: 1-1257 (418 amino acids)
Biological process (GO): proteolysis
Molecular function (GO): metalloaminopeptidase activity
Source: RefSeq, a predicted model, not a curated record
AUGUCAAGUGAAGUAGAAGCCAAGGAAGUGGAAAAGAAGGAUAUUUUAGAAGAUGGAAAUGAACAGGUGAAGGAGGAAUCAGUUGUUAAGGAUCCAGAGAAUGGUGCAGCAGACUCCAAGAAGAAGAAAAAGAAGAAGAAGAAGAAGAAGAAUAACGUCAAGAACAUCGUGAAUUUCUAUCCUGAUGAAGUUUAUCCGGAGGGUCAAUGGAUGGAUUAUCAUCAGGACUUCAAUCUUGCACGUACGACAGAUGAGGAGAAACGUUAUUUACAGAGAGAUGUGGAAAACCAAAGUCAUUGGAAUGAAGUGAGAAAAGGUGCUGAAAUUCAUCGCAGAGUCAGAAAACAUAUUCAAAAUAAGAUAAAUCCGGGAAUGACAUUGACUGAAAUUGCUGACAUGAUUGAAAAUGCGACCAGAAAAUUUACUGGUUCUGAAGAUUUAAGAGCAAUGGAGAAUCCAAAGAGCCAAGGUAUCGGUUUCCCCACUGGGUUAUCGUUAAACCAUAUUGCCGCUCAUUUUACCCCAAAUGCAGGCGAUAAGACUGUUCUAAAAUAUGAAGAUGUUAUGAAAGUUGAUUUUGGUGUACAAAUCAAUGGUAAUAUCAUUGAUUCUGCAUUUACCGUUUCAUUCGACCCACAAUAUGAUAAUCUUUUGACCGCUGUUCGCGAAGCCACAAAUACUGGUAUUAAAGAAGCUGGUAUUGAUGUAAGAUUGACUGAUAUAGGUGAAGCCAUUCAAGAAGUGAUGGAGUCCUAUGAAGUGGAGAUAAACGGUGAAACAUAUCAAGUGAAACCGUGUAGAAAUCUUUGCGGUCACAAUAUUGGUCCCUACACUAUUCAUAACGGUAAAUCCGUUCCAAUUGUGAAAAAUGGUGACACUACGAAGAUGGAAGAAGGCGAACAUUUUGCCAUUGAAACUUUCGGAUCCACCGGUAGGGGUUACGUUGUCCAAGACGGUGAAUGUUCCCACUAUGGGAGAACCCCCGGUCAUUUCCCAACACCAACCUUGAACAGUGCCAAGAAACUGUUGAAAACCAUUGACGAUACCUUCGGCACUAUUCCAUUCUGUCGUCGUUACUUGGACAGACUAGGCGAAGAAAAGUACCUGUUUGCACUAAAUAACUUGGUCAAACAAGGCAUCGUCCAAGAGUACCCACCUUUAGUCGACAUUCACGGCUCUUACACCGCACAAUUUGAGCACACCAUAUUACUCCACCCACAUAAGAAGGAAGUCGUUUCCAAGGGUGAAGACUACUAG